Messenger RNA from Scophthalmus maximus (turbot), 2161 nucleotides. It is a transcript of the gene cox15, whose product is annotated as cytochrome c oxidase assembly protein COX15 homolog. The coding region runs from base 229 to 1452 and encodes 407 amino acids. The record is from RefSeq and is a predicted model, not a curated record. Gene Ontology annotation, cellular component: mitochondrial inner membrane. Gene Ontology annotation, molecular function: oxidoreductase activity, acting on NAD(P)H, heme protein as acceptor. Lineage: Eukaryota; Metazoa; Chordata; Actinopteri; Pleuronectiformes; Scophthalmidae. Gene Ontology annotation, biological process: heme A biosynthetic process. The transcript has 9 exons.
UUCUCCGUUGAAUAAUCGGUAAAUCUAUGGUAAUAACGAAGAAACCUAAUAUCGAUUUGCUCGUCGCACUGUUAUGACGUCAGGAGGUCAAAAUUGAGCUGUUAGGAAACACGCUUGUGUAACUGUGACAACACGUCCACGGUAACAGCCGUUUGCAGCUAACCCCGAAGCCGCAUCCCUCUUCAGCAGCACGACAGGAGCAGCUCGGCGCCGGCGGGACUCAAAAAGAUGUUGCUCUCUUCAGUGCGGACCGCGAUGUACUGCGGCUGCAGAAGCGCCAGCAAGGGCUUCCAACACGGCAAUCGCAGUCCACAGCUACGACAGUGGCUCGUGAAGAGAGGUCAGAGUACCAUUGCGACAGAAGCGGGGGUCUCCUCUGUCCAGGCGGCAGCUUCUGUCCCAAGUGCAGCAACAAAUCGCAUACUAGGUCGCUGGUUACUAGGCUGCAGCGGGCUGGUGGUCGGGGCCGUGGUCUUGGGCGGUGUCACCAGGCUAACAGAAUCUGGGCUUUCCAUGGUUGACUGGCAUCUGGUGAGAGAGAUGAAGCCACCUCAGACUCAAGCAGAGUGGGAGGCUGAGUUUUCCAAGUACCAACAGUUUCCUGAAUUCAAAAUAUUGAACCAUGGAAUGACUUUGCCAGAGUUUAAGUUUAUCUUCUACAUGGAGUGGGGUCAUCGCAUGUGGGGCAGACUGGUCGGACUUGCAUACAUCCUCCCCACUAUGUACUUCUGGAGGAAAGGAUACUUCACUCGCUCCAUGAAGGGAAAAGUGCUGGGGCUCUGCGGAUUUGUCUUCUUCCAGGGCCUUCUAGGGUGGUACAUGGUAAAAAGCGGUCUGGAGGAAAAGCCGGAGUCUUACGACAUCCCGCGGGUCAGCCAGUAUCGGCUGAGUGCUCACCUCGGUUCUGCCUUGCUACUCUACUGCGCCAGUCUCUGGACAGGGCUCACUCUGCUGCUGCCUCCUCACAAGAUGGCCCAAACCAGACGUCUCAUGCAGCUCAGGAGGUUCGCAAAGGGCACUGGUGGACUUGUCUUCCUCACCGCUCUUUCAGGUGCUUUUGUUGCGGGUUUGGAUGCCGGGCUGGUGUAUAACUCCUUCCCUAAGAUGGGAGAACGAUGGAUCCCUGAUGAUCUGCUGGCCUUUUCUCCCACCCUCAAGAACUUAUUUGAAAAUCCCACAACUGUGCAGUUUGACCACAGAAUUUUGGCGAUCUCUUCUUUGACUGCAAUUACAGGCCUCUAUCUGUUCUCAAGGAGGAUGGUGCUGCCCAGGAGGGCAAAGGUCGCCAUCAACCUCCUUGCGGCAAUGGCUUAUGCACAGGUUGCCCUCGGUAUCAGCACCCUGCUACUGUAUGUCCCCACUCCACUGGCAGCGACUCACCAGUCUGGCUCUGUGGCUCUUCUCUCGCUUGCCAUUUGGGUUUUGGCAGAGCUCCGCAAAAUGCCGAAGUAAAUGCCUGCUCCUUUUUAUGUUUUUUUGUUUUUGACAAAUCCAACCCCCACUAGCCCCAGCUAAAUCUUCCAAGAGUCAGUGUGAAACUGUGAACAAGGCAUUUGAUAACAAAACAGAAGUGAUUUUCAUUUAACACUUGACUUUUAUGCAUAUGCUGAAGCAUCUGUCUGGCGGUGCUGCAAAGUAGUCCUCACAUGGGCGCAGUGAAUUAUUUCAGCUGUCACACAAUUUGUCAUUGGAAGAUGUAAACAUGAUGUGAGGUGUUUUGUUUUGCAAGGAAUUACACAAAGAGAUGCAAAAGCAAAAACAAGCAAUUUUUGUUUUCAGUUUCUGUCCAGCUUUAAUUACACAGCAACAUGAUUUCCAGUUAAGGGUACAUAUUUGGUUUGCAGUAAAGUAGACUGAAUUACUGUUUUUGUUCAUAUACACACACGUUUGAAUUAAAAUCCUGUCACUGAUUUCUUACUCACCUGUUGCCUUGUGUCUGCUCAUACACUGCCUGUUAGAUGUAUUGGAUGUGGCUUUUGAGAUUAUGUACAAUUGUGUAUAUUUAAAUUAUGAACCCAUUUAACGCUGUCACUGAUGAUGGAUUGUUAAAUAUGUUGGAAGUUUAAAAAUAUGUGGAAUCUUGAUUAUUGCUUUGUACUGUAUAUUUACACCUGUAAAGAUGUCUUAUUUUAAUAAAGACAAUUAUGCAAAGUCCUUCAAA